Molecule: messenger RNA, 1623 nt
Organism: Rotaria sp. Silwood2
Lineage: Eukaryota; Metazoa; Rotifera; Eurotatoria; Philodinida; Philodinidae
Source: the annotation of a GenBank genome assembly
AUGGUGCUUGAAUUUGAUUAUGGUGUUAAUACAGGAAAUCGUUUUCUUGAAUUUGUUGAUCACGAUGAAGAACCUGAAGUAUUUAUUGCUGCACAAACAAAAGAUGAAGUAAAACAAAAAAAAACUUCAACAAAAGAUGCAAAACAACCAACGAAAAAACCUACAACUAAAACAACAACUUUAACAACAACAACGGCGAAAACUAAUAAAGAAAAUUUAACUACUAAAUCAACUAAUGUUGAUCAACGACGACAACAAUCAGCUACUGUACCAGCUGUUUUUAGUGAUAAUAACAAUCAACAAAUACGUGGUGAUAGUGCUCGAGGCUCUCGUGGUGGUUCAAGAAGAGGUGGACCACCUUUUGAAGGUGCUGGUCGUGGACGUUCUCAACGUUUUAAUAAAUUCGAAGGACAAGGUUCAUCAUCAACAAAUGAACCAUCUUCAUUAGAUCAAGGUGGUGAUACAUGGAGUAAUGAAAUAGGAACUCGUGGUGGUGGUCGUGGACGUGGUGGACCAAGACGUGGUAAUUUUGAAGGAGGUCGUGGCGGUGGUAUUGGCCGAGGUCGUGGCCGUGGUGGACGUGGAAACUUCAAUAAUCGAAGUCAAGAAGAAGGUUCACAACAAGAAAAUAGUGGUUGGCAACAAACUGCUGAAUCAAAUUUCGAAAGUACUACUCGUCCACAACCAAAUCGUGAUUUGGAUCAAGAAGUAUCACCAGCAGAACGACCAUUUGAACCUGAUAAUACACGACGUAAUCCUCGAGGUAAUUUUCGUGGUCGAACAUUUCAUAGCAAUCGUAGCUAUGGCGAUCGUGAAAGUGUUGAAGGUGCUCAAGAUGAUUAUCGAGCUAAUCGUCGUCAAACUGAUCGUCAACCACGUUCAUUUGUUUCAGGUGUUAAACCAAUUGAGAAAAAAGAUGGUGAAGGUGCACAUAAUUGGGGUAAUCCAACAGAAAAUCCUGAAGAACAUCCAAUAACAGAUGAAACAACUGAAGCAACAGGAGCAACACCAAAAGAUUGGGCACAACAAGUUGAUGAAGCUGAAAAACAAAUGACAUUGGAUGAAUAUAAAAAACAACUUGAAGCAAAAAAACGUGCUUAUCAAGAAAAAUUACCACAAUUUAAUACACGUGUUGCUGGUGAAGGUGAAGAUCCAAAAAGUUGGCAUAAAUUUGAACAAGAAUAUCGAAAAAAAACUGAUGAUGAUGAUGAAGAAGAAGAUGAAGAUGAAGAUGGUAGUGGUAUUGAAGAAAAUGAAAGUGGUGAAGAAGUUGAAGAAGAACAUUUGAGUGGAAAGAAAAAAGUUAUUACAAUUCCACUUCGUUUUAAACCAAUCGAACUUUCUCGUGGUUCAGCUGGUUCAAGAGGUGGACAACGUCGGGGUGGAAAUCGUUUUCGACCAAAUCGUGAUGAACAACAAAGAUCUACUUCACCAACUCAAGGUCAAAGUUCACCAGCAUCUCAACAAUAUGAUGAACAACAAAGUUCAUAUCGAGGUGGACGUCGUGGUGGUGAUUAUCGUCGUCCUACUCGUGGUACUCGUCAAGGAGGUCGUGCUAACGCUGAUCCAAAUGCACCAGCACUUGACAAUCCAGAAGAUUUUCCUACUCUUCCCAAACAGUAA